Messenger RNA from Spodoptera littoralis (African cotton leafworm), 3139 nucleotides. The record is from the annotation of a GenBank genome assembly. Lineage: Eukaryota; Metazoa; Arthropoda; Insecta; Lepidoptera; Noctuidae.
UUAACGUGAUUUUAAUUUUUGCACAUAAAUACAUAUAGUUCUUAAGAUAUUCAUGCGUAACGUCUGUCCAGAGAUUUUUUCUCCACAACCUGGCGUUGCACACUACUGAUCAUUACCCACAGACUAUAACGUUAGCAACACUCUAUCCCCACGCGAAAUAAGCCGACAGUAUCUGGCUAACUGUUGUCAAAGAAAGACGCGUUUAGUGUGUGCUGUUUUCUUGGAAAAUACAUCGAUACAUCGCAAUCGGAUUUUGUAACAGGUAAAAUGCCAAAAAAUAAGAAGAGAGAAGAUAUUUUAGCGCGAAAACAGGAACUUGAAAGAAAGAAAGAAAAAAAUUAAAAAUAACCCAGAACUAUACGCGAAAUAUAAGGAAAAAAACAAGAAAAAAUAUCAGAAACGAAAACUUGAAGGGAAAGUAGUCUCAAUAAAUAAUUUAACACCAAGGGAUCAAAAAAUGUUAAGAAAAAAGUGGCGAGAAGAUGCUAGACGGUCCUAUCAACGUAAAAAAGAAGAAAAAGCAAGAAUCCAGCGCUUCAUUGAAUGCAACAGUCCUCCUACCAGUCCAGAUAUCGAGAACAUAAAUAUAAAUAUAAAUAAUAUCAAUGAUCUUAGAGAACAACCAUCAACUUCCGCGGUGCUUAAUUAUCAAAGUAAAAGAAUAAACAGAUCGCAUUCUAGGUCUAGAGAAGUUAGUCCAGCUAACUCGCAAGGUUCUUCAGUAAAUUCUGGAAUUAUAUCACCCAAUGCUCAAAAAUUGGUUCGAAAAUUGCGCUACAAAAAAGAUAAAGAAAUAGCAUCCUUACGACUUAAAUUACAAUCAGUAAUAAAGUUAAAUGAUACUUAUCGCAAAAAAAUUUCGAGAAUGAAACCUCUUCAAGAAAUUCGUCAAGAUAAUGUUCGUUCGGUAAACUUAUUUUCUAAACUCCAAAGUUCUCAAAAUGCUAGCCAUGAUGAUCCUAUUGCUGAAGGCGUUUUACGUUCUUACAAGAGCGUAAAAUCUUACAAAAUGAAACAAAUGAUUUCUAAUAGUCUUCAACCGCAUCUUGAAACUUCGAUUCACGCCACUAAAUUUAAAAGUCAGUUCAAGAAUUUGUUUAGAAGACGUAGUUUACCGCUUAAGAACAUGUCAGUCUUGCAAAAGAAAAAUGAUAUAAAAAUAUUUCUCUCAGCUGAUGAUAAUAGUAGCUGUGCGGCAGGAAAGAAAGAAUAUGUUAAGAAAGAUGGUGUUAAAGAACAGAAACGUUAUUUGAAUGAUUCUCUUGGGAACCUUCAUAAAAAAUUUAUGUCCUCUCAUAGAUACGCUGUCAGUUUUAGUACUUUUUGUCGAUUUAGACCAUUUUGGAUUUUACCAGCCUCUAAACGACCUCGAGAAACAUGUCUCUGUGUUAUUCAUGAAAAUUUUAAGCUUUUUGUGUCUGCACUCCACAAAUAUAAAAUAAUUGAACCCAAAGAUCCUACCAAUUUACUUAAAACUAUUUGUUGCUCCGAAAAUAAUGCUAAGUGCCUAUUUCGUGAUUGCCUGGAAUGUAAAAAUAAAUCCAUCAAAUAUUUGGAAUAUGACAGGGAUAUUGUUUUCUGUUAUUGGACCUGGAACUCAAAGACUGAAAAUAUAGUACAAAAUGGAUGUGAUAAAGUAAUAAGACUAGUUAAGAAGGAAAAAAUAGCAAGUAACCCAAAUAUAGCCAUUCAAAAGUUCGAAGAGAUCAUAGAGAAGUACAUGAAUAAUUGUGGAAGAAUGGUUAGUCAGCAAAAGGCAAUAAAGGAAAUUAAAGAACGGUUAAAUUUUGACGAAGCUGUUAUUCACAUCGAUUACUCGGAAAAUUAUAAAUGCGGUUACUCGAAAGAAAUUCAAUCCGCACACUUCGGUGCAAGCAAGCCACAAAUUACCAUACACACCAGUGUGCUUUAUUUCUUUGAUGUUAAUAGAAAAAAACAAACACAAUGUUUUGCCACUCUCAGUCCAAAUCUGCGACAUGACUCAGCAGCGGUAUGGGCCCACAUGGAACCGUUACUAGAUUUCCUUAGAAUACAUUCCCCACAAGUAAAGACCUUUCAUAUUAUUUCAGAUUCUGCUGGCAGUCAAUAUCGAAAUUAUAAAAUAUACUUUGUUAUCACAGCUUUGAAAUGGAACUACCCUGACCUGAAAUGUGUAACAUGGAAUUACUCUGAAUCCGGCCACGGUAAAGGCGCUCCAGAUGGAGUUGGGGCCGUAUUAAAACGUACUGCCGAUGCAAGUGUAAGUCAUGGAAAUGAUGUACAGGAUUUCGAAUCUUUUACACAAUUACUAAAAGACAAGUUGCAAAAUAUAAAAAUCGAUACUAUUUUAGACUAUAAGAUCUUUGAAAAAGAUUUGCUUUUACCAAAUACUUUACUGCCAUUUAAAGGAACACAGAAAGUUCACCAAAUUGUAUGGAGUAAUACAAAGCCAAAAAUGGUAGUAUUAAGAGAACUUAGUUGUACAAAAGAAACCUGUUUAACUUACGCUGAAUUCUGUAAACACGGUAAACAUCUUGGUUUUCAUAGAAUUAUUACAGAGGAAGUUAUAUCACCAGCAAUAUCCAGGUGCUCACGAAAAAGAUCAUCUGCUAUGGCUACUACUCGAAUUUCAGAAAAUUGUUUUGACUCCGACGAAGAUAGCUUUGUUGUCCCUGGUACUAAUGUAGCAGAUGAUUUCAUUCAACCAGAAUUAGUAACAGUUCUUCAUAGAUCGACACCGUUUUCAGCUUUGUCUGAAAUGGAAUUACCUCCGGAACUCCAAAGAAGUACUUUAGAUAACAUAUUAGAUGAAGGGCCUGCGAACGUGACUAUGUCUCCAUUGAAUUCUUUUAAGAAUAUUGAAGGUAAUGAUAGUGAUUCAGACUACACUAUUUUUUAACUAUUUACUGUUUUCUAUUUUGUAUGUGAUUGUUUAACAUAAGGUGUUUAUAAAUCUGUGUGAAAUAGAAGGAGUCAUUGCAUUCAUCAAUCUGAGCAACUGUUUCAAUGUUAUGUCUUUUUCCACAUUACAGAGUCAGUCUCAUAGAAAGGGUUGUUCAGAAUAAUACCUCCAAUGCGGUUCAUUUAUUGCAAGUAUUUUUUUGACAACUCCUAUACUUCUUAAUAUUAUAAUAUAACACGAAAUAAAUCUAAAUAUAAG